ACUUGUGUCACAUGACUACGCCCCAAUUAGGCUACUUUGCUAACAAAAUGGCAGCGUUCUUACAGUGGAGAAAAUUUGUUUUCUUUGAUAAAGAUACUGUGAAGGAUCCUGUGGAUAAUGGGAAAGACUUUGUUCUUCCAAAGGGAAUCUCGGCUUGUGACUCGGGCCGCGGUCACAUCGUUCUGGGUGAUAUGGAUGGCAGGAUCUGGCUGUUGACGCGCUCCCUGCAGCUCGCUGCUUUUCAGGCCUACAAGCUGCGGGUAACACACCUCUAUCAGCUGAAGCAGCACAGUAUUCUAGUGUCAGUGGGGCAGGAUGAACAUGGAAUUAACCCUUUAGUAAAGGUCUGGAACCUCGAUAAGAGAGACAGCGGAAAUCCUCUCUGCACCAGGAUUUUUCCUGCAAUUCCCGGCAACAAACCGACUGAAGUGUCUUGCCUCAGUGUACACGAGAACCUCAACUUUAUGGCCAUUGGCUUCACAGACGGCAGCGUGGUUUUGACCAAAGGCGACAUCACCAGAGAUCGUCACAGUAAAACUCUGACUCUGCAUGAGGGAACCAGCCCAGUCACAGGCCUUGCCUUCCGCCAAGUAGCAAAAGUUACGCAUUUAUUUGUCGCCACUCUGGAGAAAGUCCAUUGCUACACCCUGUCCAUCAAGGAGUAUCCCAAAGUAGAGCUGGAUACACAUGGCUGCGCACUGCAGUGCUCUUCUUUGGCAGAUCCGUCCCAAGAUUCCCAGUUUAUUGUGGCUGGUGAUGAAUGUGUGUACCUGUAUCAGCCGGACGAACGAGGCCCCUGCUUUGCCUUUGAUGGACACAAGCUUCUGGCCCACUGGCACCGUGGAUAUCUGUUCUUACUUAUCAGGGACAUAAAGUCACCCAACAAGUCAGGGUUUGGGAGCAGGGAAAGCUUCCCAUCAGACAAACAGCUUCUGACCAUCUAUGACCUGGACAACAAGUUCAUCGCCUACAGUGCCUCUUUUGAUGACGUGAUUGACGUAGUAGCAGAGUGGGGCUCCUUCUACAUUCUGACCAGAGAGGGAAAAAUGUUUGUUCUCCAAGAGAAAGACACACAGACCAAACUUGAGAUGCUGUUUAAGAAGAACCUGUUUGUGAUGGCCAUAAACCUGGCUAAGAGCCAACACCUGGACAGUGACGGACUGUCAGAGAUCUUCAGACAAUAUGGCGAUCAUCUGUACCUUAAAGGAGAUCAUGAUGGUGCCAUCCAACAGUACAUUCGCACUAUUGGCAAACUGGAGCCAUCGUACGUCAUCAGGAAGUUCCUGGAUGCACAGAGGAUCCACAACCUGACAGCUUAUCUGCAAGCUCUGCACAGGCAGUCAUUGGCCAACGCAGACCACACCACUCUGCUGCUGAACUGUUACACCAAGCUAAAGGACAGCUCCAAGCUGGAAGAGUUCAUUAAGAGCAGUGAAAGUGAAGUCCACUUUGAUGUUGAGAUCGCCAUCAAGGUUCUGCGCCAGGCUGGCUACCACAGCCAUGCUGUCUUCUUGGCUGAGAAACACAUGCACCACGAGUGGUACCUCAAGAUCCAGCUGGAGGACCUCAAAAACUACCAGGAAGGGUUGCGUUACAUCGGACGUCUGUCUUUUGAACAAGCUGAGAGCAACAUGAAGCGGUAUGGAAAGACACUCAUGCACCACGUUCCUGAAGGUACCACGCUGCUCUUGAAGGGUCUGUGCACCAACUACAAACCCAGUGGAGACAUUGCUGAAAAAGACAGCCUGGACAUGAGUCGGCUCAAUAAGGCCAACUCAGAGGAAUUCAUCCCGAUUUUUGCCAAUAAUCCUCGGGAGCUGAAAGCCUUCCUGGAGCACAUGAUCAAGGUUGACCCCAGUUCUCCUCAGGGGGUGUAUGACACACUGCUGGAGCUCCGGCUGCAAGACUGGGCACAUGAACAGGAUCCUGAAAGAAAAAAGGUCCUGCAGGGGGAAGCUGUGCUGCUGCUGAGGAGUGACAACACUGUGUUUGACAAGGCCCUGGUCCUUUGCCAGAUGCACAACUUCAAAGAAGGCGUCCUCUACCUUUAUGAGAAGGGCAAACUCUCGACGGCCACGCUCUCCGUCAUCAAGGAGUACCUCAUCAAUAAGCUGCAGAGAGAGAGCCAGCAGAUAGAGGACGAUGAACGCAAAAUCCGCCAGUACCGCGAGGAAACAGCUCACCUCCGCUCUGAGAUCCAGGAGCUCAAAACGAGUGCCAAGAUAUUCCAGAAGACCAAGUGCAACAUGUGCAACAGCCCGUUGGAGCUGCCGUCUGUUCACUUCCUGUGCAGCCACUCCUUCCACCAACACUGCUUUGAAAGCUACGCUGAGAGCGAGGCCGAGUGCCCAACUUGCACUCCAGAGAACCGCAAGGUCAUGGAUAUGCUGCGUGCCCAGGACCAGAAGCGAGACCUACAUGACCACUUCAACAGACAGUUACGCAGCUCAAACGAUGGUUUCUCCGUUGUCGCCGAUUACUUUGGCAGAGGAGUGUUUAACAAACUGACUCUGGUGACUGACCCACCUGGCAGCAAAACUAUCGGGAGUCUAGACGUCAACCUGCAGAGAGACCUUCUCAUCCACACCAAGAGAAACAGUUAGAAACGUCAGCUCGAGAUUGUAGUCUGAAUUCCUACCUAGCGGGUACUUUAUGUCCUGCUCGACAUCUGUCCAGGCUCUCGGCCACAUGUUUUGUUGCACAGGAUGCCACUUUAUUUUAGCAGCGAAUGCAGCUGCCUGCUUUUAGUGCCUGUGAUGGGCCUUUUUGCAUAUUUGUGUUCCAGUUUCAAUCAUUAAUCACUGGGAACAUCAUAAUUGAAAAUGUGUUUGAAGCUUGUAAUACCGUGUCUUAAACCUUGCUUAAUCACACCUUGAAGCAUUGUACAUGUUCUCAGUCUUGCACCUAACACUCUCAGAAAUAGCGUAACCAUCUGCCAUUAAUGAAAUUAUGCCUGAUGCUCUGACUUGACGAUUAUAAUUGUGAAUAAAGUCAUUAAGUGUA
Molecule: messenger RNA, 3003 nt
Organism: Stegastes partitus (bicolor damselfish)
Lineage: Eukaryota; Metazoa; Chordata; Actinopteri; Pomacentridae
Gene: vps11
Product: VPS11 core subunit of CORVET and HOPS complexes
Exons: 15
Coding region: 12-2603 (863 amino acids)
Biological process (GO): vacuole organization; intracellular protein transport; organelle fusion
Cellular component (GO): endosome; HOPS complex
Molecular function (GO): protein binding; protein-macromolecule adaptor activity
Source: RefSeq, a predicted model, not a curated record